UUUUCCGGUGCAGAUAUAUCAGUUCUUGUACGGGACGCAUUACUGCAGCCUGUGAGAAAAGUCCAAACAGCUACACAUUUCCGAAAGGUAAGAGGUUAUUCUCGAACUGACCCAACUGUAGAAGUCGAUGACCUCCUAGAAGUCUGCUCCCCCGGUGCACGUGGAGCAAUUGAAAUGUCUUGGGUUGAAGUGCCUGGUGAUAAAUUAAAAGAACCUAAAAUUACAAUGGCGGACAUGAAAAAAUCACUGUCGCAGGCUAAACCUACAGUAAAUGAGGCCGAUCUAAUCAAGCUAAAACAGUUUAUGGAUGAUUUUGGUCAAGAGGGCUAAAAAGAAAAUGUGGGGCCUUUAUAAAUUUACUAAUGUAAAUUUGAAGCAUGAUGACGUCCAUGAAAUGUAAAGCACUUAGUUUAAUCCUACACCUUCACAGGAAAUAUUAUAUAUUCUUCUUAGAGAAAAAAAUAUAUGUAAAAAUUCCUCUUGCUGACAAUUUACAUUUUGCUCUUGUAGAUAUUGCUCUAAUGUUAUUAUUUUAACAAGUUUAAUUUGCUUUACUUUUAUUGUAUAAAGACUGUACUCUUAAUUCUCCCGAGAAGUAAGGAAUCACAGGUUUACUGAAAAAUUGCAAAUAAGUCUAUUUUAAAAAGUUAAUGUGCCUGUAAUAUCAUCAGCUACUGUAUCUGUACAAUUCUUUACAUCUUUAAAAAUAAAGGUGUUAUAUGUGGGUAUAUUUGUAUCUUGUCAUAAUUGGUUAUUUUAUCCUUGAAGUUGAAUAAUUGGAUUGUGAUUUUAUUUUCAAAUUUAUUGUAUGCAUAUUAAUACGAUCUAAAUGUAAGCUGAAUAAAUCUUUUUUUUUAUUA
This is a messenger RNA of Parasteatoda tepidariorum (common house spider), 860 nucleotides long. Lineage: Eukaryota; Metazoa; Arthropoda; Arachnida; Araneae; Theridiidae. The record is from RefSeq and is a predicted model, not a curated record.